Ostrinia furnacalis (Asian corn borer) is the source of this 741-nucleotide messenger RNA. It is a transcript of the gene Pmi, whose product is annotated as Transmembrane protein Pmi. Gene Ontology annotation, biological process: inner mitochondrial membrane organization. The transcript is spliced from 3 exons. The record is from RefSeq and is a predicted model, not a curated record. Gene Ontology annotation, cellular component: mitochondrial inner membrane. Lineage: Eukaryota; Metazoa; Arthropoda; Insecta; Lepidoptera; Crambidae. The coding region runs from base 19 to 564 and encodes 181 amino acids.
GUCAUCCUAAAAUUGUCUAUGCCCUUGUCUUUAGCUAAAAUGGCAGGUGAUGAAACUGACAGUGAUCUGAAACCAUCGAGUGUUGCGAUUAUUAGAGAAGUCUACGACAGUGAAAAUGCCCACAUCAAGUUUGAAAUGGAACUGGAAAGAGCACUUGAGGCCGGCGUGAGAGUAAUCGUAAUAGAACCUGAACCUCUUGGUGAAGAAACAGCACGCUGGAUAUAUGUUGGAAACCUCUUACAUAAAGUUUCUGUUUACAGUGGACUCUGCAGCAUUGCGUCAGGUUUGACCUGGAGUACUUUGGCUUGUGCACCAUUUGGUAUUGUGUCAGUGUUAUGUGCUGGAUGCUACACACUGUCAUGGCAAUGGGACCCUUGCUGCAAAUACCAAGAAGAAAAAGAUCGUAGGCAUCUAGCAACUUUGCCAGUUUUAAGUGACCUCACAUCUGCAUCACCUGUUGUACUUGUACACACAGAUAAUAGAAGAAAAAUUAUACUACAUAGUACUGUAUCCAUAGCUGCAGCUGGUAUUUGCUUGUGGAGACUAUACAACAUAUUCAAAUAAUGAAUAGCAUAAUUAAAUAUUACAAAAAACCUUAUUGUUCUCAAAUAUCUUUGCUUAGAAGACUACAAUUUUGUUAUUUGUGCUUUACUAAACAUUGUUUAUGUAGAAAGAUACUGUAAUACUUGCCUAGUAUGCAGAAAAUGUAAAAAAUGUUAUAAAAAUAUUAUUGAAUAGUAG